Molecule: messenger RNA, 1248 nt
Organism: Racocetra fulgida
Lineage: Eukaryota; Fungi; Glomeromycota; Glomeromycetes; Diversisporales; Gigasporaceae
Source: the annotation of a GenBank genome assembly
AUGGAUAAACAAGUUGACGAUUCUUCUCGAUUAGAACAAAAGUUAGAAAAUUUGCGAUCAAAAAUGAGGACUGAAAGUCCGACAGGUGGUUCAAAAGGUAGCAGACUUGACGAAUUGGAGAGUCGGAAUUUUACUUUGGAAGAAGAGGUUAAAGAUCUAAAAAUUCAAUUAAAUGAAAAACAAAAUGAGCUUUCCAGGGCCCAAGAGUUGAUUGAAGAGUUGAAAGCAAAUAUAGAAGGUUUAGAAGUGAAAGACCAAAAGACAAAAUCAACAGCGGAUGAAAGCCGAACAACACAACAAACAACACAAAUUAAAUCAGAAUUUCAGCAAUAUAAGAUAAGAGCACAUACAUUGCUCGAACAAAAAAAUAUCAAUAAUGUCAAUACAGAUAAUUCUGGAUCUGAUAAAUCGGAGUUAGUUGCAGCAAACAAAAAAUUGGAAUCAGACCUAAGCCUUAAAGCCACCGAGUUAAAAUACGCACAUGAUAGCAUUAAAGCAGUAAAAAAUGAUCUUAAACAUGCACUCGAACUGAAUACCCAUCUUGAAAAAGAACUCGAGAAAGCACAAAAGACUGCGCGUGAAAACGCGGAUUCUGUUAAAGAUAUACAGGAGAAAUUACAGAAACUUUCAAAGGAAAAUACUACCUUACAGGAAGCUUUACGUGAAGCUAAUGCUAAUUAUGCAAUCAGUGCUAAGGAUUUUGAUGAUAAGCUCUCAAAGUCAACAGAUGCAAUCAAGAAAAAUCUUCAACAAAAACUAGAAGAAAAUGAGCAAUUGCAAUCAAUAUCAGAACUGACAAAGUUGCGAGAAGAACUAUCACAAUGUACCGAACAAGUUGAUGACCUCAAAAAGCAGCUUGCAGUUGCAAGAGCUCCAUUAGCUAUACGUACAAAUAUUCGAAAGGACGAUAGCCGACCUUCAUCGCCGUCACCUUCGUUAAGGACAUUAAGUCGAUCUAAUUCUACUCAUAAUUCAUUAUCUGACCUUCUAUCUGAUAUGGAAGGACGAACAUCCAUGGUAUCGACUUCGGCGCUAGAAUCAGCUGAUAAGGAAAAGGAUUACAUAAUGAAGUUAAAACAUAUGGCAGAAAUGUUAAACGAAAGUGAAUCACAAGUACAGAAAUUACUUGAGCAAGAAAAGGAAGAAAUCAGGAAAUUAGAUCGUUUAGAAAAACGGCAAAAUUUAAAUGUGGAGUAUUUAAAGAAUGUUGUACUUAAAUUUUUUGAAACUAAUCCUAUGGAUCGUGAG